UUCCUUCAUGCAAUCAGGAGGGAAGGAGAUGUUGGUGGCAACCGGAUCCCAGGAUACAUAUGUGCGGCUGUGGAGGAUACGAGUCGUGGAGGAGAAUAGAGGCGAUCGAGGGGAAAUCCUCACCUCAAAGAAAGAUACAUUUGCCAUUAACAUGGAUGAAAUAUGUAGAUGGGAGGUGGAGUUGGAAUCUGUGUUGGCUGGUCAUGAGAACUGGGUCUAUGGCCUCCACUGGGCACAUCCUCUGCCGUCUCAAUGCCCUCGACUCCUGAGUGGAUCCAUGGAUAAGACGCUGAUCGUCUGGGAGACGAACGAGGAGAUGGGAGGGCUUUGGAUGGAAAAAGUUCGCGUCGGAGACGUCGGUGGCCAUUCCCUCGGAUUUCUCACCGCCCGCUUCUCUCCUUCGGCCGAUUCCAUCCUGGCGCAAGCCUAUCAAGGGGCGUUUCACCGAUGGUCUCUCGGAUCGUGCCGUACCGUCUCGUAUGAUGCGACUGCCGCGUGGCACGGAUGCGGUAGGCUCGUGAUGCCGCGAGAGAGCUCCCCCAACCGUACCCUCUCCUCGGUGUGCGACGGGAUGAAUCCCCGAAGCGAGAAAGUGAGCCACGUCAUCGCUCUCGCGUAG
Messenger RNA from Darwinula stevensoni, 619 nucleotides. The record is from the annotation of a GenBank genome assembly. Lineage: Eukaryota; Metazoa; Arthropoda; Ostracoda; Podocopida; Darwinulidae.